Messenger RNA from Salvelinus fontinalis (brook trout), 4359 nucleotides. RefSeq names its product up-regulator of cell proliferation-like. The record is from RefSeq and is a predicted model, not a curated record. NCBI's taxonomy places the organism in Eukaryota, Metazoa, Chordata, Actinopteri, Salmoniformes, Salmonidae. Gene Ontology annotation, molecular function: GTP binding.
AUGGAGCUGUUGUCAAAGGCUGGACUAGAAGACCAUUAUGAAAACAAGCUGACGUUAAGUACUGUCCUUGAGAUAAAUGCUAAUACUACAUCAGAUGAACCUCUUUCCACUAUGCAGUCACUUCCAGGGGCCUUCCUGAAGAAAUUAAUGAUGGCAAAUGUGAAUGCUAGGAGUGUGAAAUGUCUGUCCACUGACCAGGAGGUUUCCUAUUGUGGUGUAGACAACCUGAACACUGACUCUGAUACCAGUAAUGUCAUUAAUCCACUGGACCUGAUAACUGCUCUGUUUCUGUGCUCAGAUGGUUUCCUGCAGCAGGAGAUGGUCCAGAAAAUGUCCAUGUGUCAGUUUGCUGUUCCUCUGCUGCUGCCCAACUGUGACACAAAACAAAGCACUCUGAUGCUGUGGGCCUUGAGGGACAUAGUGAAGAAGUUUAGAUCAUCUUCACAAGCAGCCACAAAAGCUUUUGUGGAGGAGAGAGUAGUUCUCUCUGAUAUUCCUAUGGUGUCCUUUGUUAGGCUUGGAGAGAACAGCUUGUCCAAGUCUCAGAUUUUGAACAAGUUGCUUAGUAACCCUCAACAGUACCAUGACACAUUUGUUCAUCAUGAUAUGGAAUGUGGUGAUGUCCCUCGUCAAGUCUCAGAUGGUCUGGUUGAAAUCAGCUGGUACUUUCCCUGUGGGAACAGAAACAUAGACAUGUUCACUAAGCCUGUGUCUGUUGCCAAUCUCAGAGGAGACAUCAGGUCCUCUGAAAAACAGUUCUCCUUUCUGUGUCAAACAUCAGCUGCAGUUUACAUUUUCAUUGAUGAUUUAGAGGCCAAUUUCUUCAAGGUCUUGAAAAGCAAAAAAACAAAGGCAGAGUUAUUUCUGGUUGUCAACUGUCAGGGAAAGAGGUUCAGAGUAGACACAUUGAAAAAAAUGAUCAGCAACUGCAGUAUCAAUGAAAAAAAUGUGAUUGUGAAGAAGAAGCAGAAUGAUGCAGAAUUUGUCAAAACCCUUCAGUCCUCUGUGGGUGAAAUCAUCGAAAGAAGUCCAAAUCGUUUGACAAUUGAAAACAUGGUUGACGUGGCUCAUCAGAUGGGGAUUUGGGUUGAUGAAGACUGUGGUGAGUGUCAGAGUGCCAGGAAGAUGGCAGAUGAAAUCACCAGGAAUAUCACAGACACAAAUGAAUUCAAAGACCAACAGCUACAAUUACAAGGAACAAUCUGGAAAGAGAUUUCCCAGUUGGAGAAAGAGAGAUGUAGGCUGAGAAAAGCAGGGGAUCAAGACAUUGAACACUACAAGAGCUCUCUGAAGAAAAAGGAGAAAGAGCUGAGAGAGAAGCAAUAUACAUUUGACAUAUCAGAUGCAAUGACAAGCUUCAUGUUAGGAAUGUCAAGUUCAGGAGCGGAGCGUUCCUAUUUCCUCAAAUGGAUGCGGAUAAAUCUGGACAAUCUGUCACGUCAGAACCUGUCUGGUUUGCGGGACCAGUACAAAGAUCUUUGCCAACAUUCUCCGGAGAAAAAAGAUGACAUUAAAGAUUUGGAUAAGCAAUUAUCUGACUGUUCCUUAGGUCUUGAACACUUCCUGCGUGAGUUGGGCCAGUUAUAUGAAGCUGCCUGCUCCCUCCCUGAAAGUAGCCUACAAUGGCAACAGAUGGAGCAUCUCCCUGGAUUGUGUGCUCAGAUGCUGUUGGAUGGUUUCCCCGUUGAGCUUGUGGACGGAGAUGCAUCAAAUAUCCCUCUGAAAUGGAUAUCAGCUGUACUGACUCAGCUUCAUACUCUUGUGGACUCUAACAGCAAGAUCUGGGUUGUGACAGUUUUAGGGGUUUUACAGAUUGUUGUUCAUGCUUUUAUCAGGAUGAAGGAAGUGGGGAAGAAGCCAGUAUGUCAUUUUGUGCACCAGAAUGUGUCAGACAUGUCUGCUCAUGACAACAACAUGAGGGACAGGAAGAAGUUGUUGGAACAGUUAGAUGAAAUGACCCAGGCAGCAGCCAGAAUGGAGAAGAAGGAGAAUAUCACCAAGUUCACUGAUGUGAUGGAGUAUGAUCCAGACACAAGCAGCUGCUACAUCCCAGGACUCUGGCAUGGGACUCCCCCUAUGGCUCCAGUCAAUGCAGGCUACAGUGAGGCUGUGUACAGCUUCAAGAAGACCUUAAUGAAAGAUUUCAGAAAAUGCCAAAGAAAUGAUGACUUGACAUAUUUCCUGGAGUGGACACAAAGCUUGUGGGAGGCAGUGAAAUUUGAAAAAUUCAUCUUUAGUUUCAGAAACAGCUUGGUUGCAGAUGCGUACUCCAGAUUAUGUUUGGAGUACAAUAGUUGGGAAUGGGUCUUCCAGAAAAAGAUGUAUUCAUGGAUGGUGAGUGCUGAAACUAAAAUGUCCAAUAUUGUCAUGACAGAUCAACAUCCCCAGAGGUCCAUAAGAGAUGUGCUACAAGACUUGAUGAUAGAAGCAUCUGAGAAGCUUUCAGAGGGAGAAAAGGAAAUCCAAGACAAUCUAGUGAAAUACUUUGAAAAGCAAGAUGGCCAUGUCAAUCUGGUGGAAAAAUACAAGGAGGAUUUUGUGUCCAGUGCCAAAACACUGAGACGAGAGACAGAAAACACUGUGAAGAACAAACUGCAAGGAGCUGUUGAAAUCAAAGAGGGAAUGGCAGAACUGAACAACAUCAAGAGCUCUCAGGCAAAUACAAUGGAGAAAAAGGUGCUUGAUUUGCUUCAGAAAUGUAGACAGAAAAAAGCUGGUCUAUCAGAUAAGGAACUCCGUAUAGAGUUUGAAAACAUGUGGAGGAUAACUCUUUCUGAGAUACACUUCAGAGGACUCCCAAGAAGAGAUGUGGCUCAGGAUGCCUUCCUUAUGUUACGUGGAAAUCUAUCAACAAGGGGGAGUCAUGUCAAUAGUAUGUUGGUUGGAACCAACCUGGUGGAUUGUGGUAAAAAAGAAUUUGCUGUGGAAUCUGGGGGUUUUGGGGAGAAAUUGGGUAGCUUAGUUAAGCACUGGGACUUCAACCAUUACAGGAAGAAACUACAAGAGUUGUGUGACAACAUCAUAACACAAUGUCAGUUGUUUAUAACACAGAAGGUGGAAAACAAAACAGAUUACCACGACACUUACAUCAAAGAGCUGCUGAACAAGAUUGAUGAAACGUUAAAACAACACAAGAAUGUUAACGUCAGUGAGGUAUGUGAGGUUUCUCUGAAGCUACACAUCUGUGGCAGAGCAGCCAGAAAGUUUCAGAAGAUGCAUAAUGACUUUAUUGAAGUCAAUGACCCAAGGAAGUGUCUGGAACAGUCUAAAAUCAAGUACCUUACUGAGUUCAAAGACUUAUUUCAUAACAGAGACCUGUGCCAAAAGAAAGCUGAGGACUUCACAAAGCUCUGUUUGCAGCCAGCUGUACAGGAUUAUGUGACCAAAAUGAUUGGUCCUGAUGUGAUUGAUGAAGUGAAGACAGGUAAAGGGUCAGAGGAUUACAGCACAAGAGGGGCUUUCCAGUUCUCCAUUUUGAAACAACUCCUGAUGGAUGGAGAAUAUGAGCAAUAUAGAGAGUACAUUAACCAUUAUGAAAACUUUGUGAAGGACUGGCUGUUUGACCAGAUUGUCCAACAACUGUCAAAGGUCCGCAGUCUGGAGAAAUUGGAGAAGAAACAUCUUUCAGAGAUGGUCAAGAUAAUCACUGACACAAUCUGUAACAUCAGAGAAACAACAACAAAUGUAAAUGAUGUCAAGACAUUCAUUCAGAACAUCUGCAGUGCUCUUGAAGAGAAGCUGGUCCUCAAGGAUGCUCUGGAGUCCAUCUUCAUUCUGAACACUGCAGAUACAGAACAGUUUGCUGACUACCUCACAGAGUUUGUGAGAGAAAUGAAGCAGUCACUGGCAGCUACGUACGACAAGGGAGGAGACAUCAAAGAGAGACUCAGAUCUCUGCCAUUCAAGCCUCAGGACAAGAUGUUCACCAUUCUGUUUGGCUGUGGAGAACAAUGUCCCUUCUGUGGUGUACCUUGUGAAGCAGGGGGGAUAAAGCACGCCAAACACCAUGCCUCCAUUCACCGUUCAGAAGGUAUCCGUGGUGUUAGGGAUAUUUUUUCAAAUAAAUUAGUAAUACAGAUAUGUUCAUCUCUUGUGGUUAGUGACACAUCAUUCUCCAACGCCAAGACUGGAGGAACAUUUCACCCCUACAAGGACUACCAGACAUUUUACCCUGACUGGUUAAUAACUAGAGAUUCCAGCAUUGAGGCUUCAGACUACUGGAAGUACGUGAUGGCCACAUUCAAUGAGACAAUCGCUAAAGGCAAACAUGCACUCCCUGCUGAUAUCCCAGAGGACUGGAAGGCAUUAACACGUGAUGAUGCAUUCAAGAGCUUGAAAAAGUCAUUCAACAUGAUAUAA